This is a messenger RNA of Nelumbo nucifera (sacred lotus), 1115 nucleotides long. Its product is annotated as large ribosomal subunit protein uL30y. Gene Ontology annotation, biological process: maturation of LSU-rRNA from tricistronic rRNA transcript (SSU-rRNA, 5.8S rRNA, LSU-rRNA). Lineage: Eukaryota; Viridiplantae; Streptophyta; Magnoliopsida; Proteales; Nelumbonaceae. Gene Ontology annotation, cellular component: cytosolic large ribosomal subunit. Gene Ontology annotation, molecular function: structural constituent of ribosome; RNA binding. The record is from RefSeq and is a predicted model, not a curated record.
UUUGUACAACCCAUAAGUAUUGCAUCUCUUUGCGCUUUUUGUUUCUCCUUCUACCCGCUCGCGGCCUCCAUCCCUCUCUGCAGCUGCUCUAUUACUGCGUCGAAGAGAGAUGGGUGAAGAGGAAACCAAAGGAGGGGCUAUUGUUCCCGAGUCUGUCCUCAAGAAGAGGAAGAGAAGUGAAGAAUGGGCUUUGGCCAAAAAGCAAACAUUGGAGGCACAGAAGAAGAAGAAUGCUGAGAACCGAAAACUCAUCUUCAAGAGGGCUGAACAAUAUGUUAAAGAAUACCAGGAACAGGAGAAAGAGCUAAUCAGAUUGAAGCGUGAGGCCAAGCUGAAAGGUGGUUUCUAUGUUAAUCCAGAAGCAAAAUUGCUGUUCAUUAUUCGUAUCCGUGGUAUCAAUGCGAUGCACCCAAAGACGAGAAAGAUCUUGCAACUACUCCGCUUGAGACAGAUUUUUAAUGGCGUGUUUCUGAAAGUAAACAAAGCAACCAUGAAUAUGUUGCACAGGGUUGAACCUUACGUGACAUAUGGAUAUCCUAACCUAAAAAGUGUCAGAGAAUUGAUUUACAAGAGGGGUUAUGGUAAGCUGAAUAAACAGCGGAUUGCUUUGACCGAUAAUUCUAUAAUUGAACAGGCCCUAGGCAAGCAUGGGAUCAUCUGCGUGGAAGAUCUGAUCCAUGAGAUCAUGACAGUGGGGCCCCACUUCAAGGAGGCAAACAAUUUUCUUUGGCCAUUCAAGUUGAGUGCUCCAUCUGGCGGCUUGAAGAAGAAGAGAAACCAUUAUGUUGAAGGUGGUGAUGCUGGGAAUCGGGAAGAUUACAUCAAUGAACUUAUUAGAAGGAUGAACUAAUGGUCGCACCUUUCUAAAGCUAUAAUCCUCUUGUCGGUUCUUGAUCAAUUUCCUGUUUUUGUAGGGACUUUGAUUUGGUUUUAGGUGAUGUUUUGUUAAUGAAUUUAGAAUCAGAUUUAAAUUACCAUUUCAUCAUUUUACUUGUUUAAUUUUUUGAUGCUGAAAUUAUAUAGAAGACAGUUUAGUGACAUAAAUCUUGCUGUCAAAUUUGAUGCUUUUAAUGCCGACUUUGCUAAUAAAUGGUUAUUAUAAAAGUAUUAGCUCA